AUGGAGUUACUUUACCUGAAUACGCUUCAAAGCCUUUCACUGCUUGAAGGAAAUCGCUUGGUUCAGACAGUUCAGGAACUAAAUAAUAUUUACCAAACGGAACUUAACGUAUUCUUAGAGUUUGGCAAUGGAGCAGAUAUUUUGGAAUCAGCCCAAGGAACUUUUGUGCCCACUCUUUGGAUUAAAAACCCGCAAAAUCAAAAGGUUAUGAAAGGAAACUUCACUAGUUGCACCCUUACCAUUUUAUAUCUGGAAGAUGAACACCUGGAUCGUGGACUUUACUAUCUUGCAAAUUGGUUGUGGGAAUAUCAUCACCUUGAAGUGCUAAUAUUUUUCAACGGAGGAUCUUAUGACAAACUAAUACAAAUAUUCAGUCGAUGUUUUAAUGAAGGUUUUGUGAAUGUACUUGUAAUGCUACCGGGCUCGGAUGAACUCUAUACCUUUAUGCCAUAUCAAGAUUUGAAAAUUUUGAACUUAAAGAGUAUCAAGGAGUUCUAUAGUCUCUCCCGUAAGAAAAUGGAUUUAAAUGGAUAUAAUAUCACCAGCGGACUUGUAAUAGCAGGAGCUCCUCGUUGGUUCUCUUUUAGAGAUCGUCAAAAUCGAUUAAUUCUAACUGGAUACAUGCUUCGAAUGAUUGUGGAUUUUACGAACCAUUUCAAUGGAUCCGUUCGGUUAAUGAAUGUGCUAACUGUAAACGAUGGUCUUGAACUUUUAGCAAAUCGAACAAUAGACUUUUUUCCAUUCCUAAUCAGACCGCUGAAAAGCUUUUCAAUGUCCAAUAUACUUUAUCUGGAAAAUUGUGGUCUUAUAGUGCCCACAUCAAGGCCAUUACCAAAUUGGGUUUACUUAUUAAGGCCGUAUGCAUUUGACACUUGGAUAGCCUGGCUAAUAAUGCUAAUUUACUGCUCCUUGGCCUUAAGAAUUUUAUCAAAAGGACAAAUAAGCAUAAGUGCUGCAUUUUUAAAAGUUCUUCGAUUGGUUAUGUAUCUUUCGGGUAGCAGAGAUAUGGGAACUCGGCCAACAACUCGUCGCCUCUUUCUCUUUGUCAUAUUAACAACUUCAGGAUUUAUAUUAACUAAUCUUUAUGUGGCCCAAUUAUCGAGUAAUUCGGCCGCAGGACUUUAUGAGAAACAAAUAAAUACUUGGGAAGAUUUGGACAAAUCCGAUAGCAUUUGGCCAUUGAUAGAUGUUGAUAUUAAAACUAUGGAAAAACUUAUCCCUGAUCGAACGAAAUUGCUGAAGAAAAUUGUCCCGACUUUAGAGGCAGACGUAGAUACUUAUCGAAGAAACCUAAACACAAGUUGUAUUCAUUCUGGAUUUUUUGAUCGCAUUGAUUUUGCUCUUUAUCAACAGAAAUUCCUACGAUUUCCCAUCUUUCGGAAAUUUCCACAUUUACUCUACCAGCAACCUCUUCAGAUAUCCGCUGCAUUUGGACGUCCCUACUUGCAGUUGUUUAAUUGGUUUGUGAGGAAAAUAUUUGAAAGUGGAAUUUAUCUCAAAAUGAAGGACGAUGCCUAUCGCCAUGGAAUUCAAAGUGGUUUGCUAAAUUUGGCAUUUCGUGAUCGGCAUUUGGAAGUGAAAUCAAAUGAUGUGGAAUAUUAUUACCUGAUUGCGGGAUUGUGGUUUGGUGGUUUGACUUUGGCUACAGUUUGUUUCCUACUUGAGUUGCUUAUUGGAUAUGCCAAGAUUAAAGUAACUAUAUCUUGUAAAAUGAAUAUAAUGUAGUAUAGGAUUAUCAAAAGCACUAUUUUCGAAAUAAAUCUGGGUGUCAUUAGAUAUUAGAUGUUUAUAAUAUCUUAACAUGGUGAUUGUCAUUUCUGGUGUCAAAUAUUGUUGCACAGCGGAACUGUAAAGUAAACUUUGGUCACAGCCGUUUUCUACCCAUAACUCUCCGCCCAAAAACUGUAAUUACAACGAAAAUACGUUAAAAUAUUUUGCCGGCAAGGUGACGCCUCCCUUGCGGCCUCAUUUGCAUGCCCGCUGGCUGCACUUGUCGCGGCUCAAAAUCCACUGCCCAAAUGGCCAAAUGGCAAACUGGCAACCUGCAACUGGCAAUUGGCAACUGGCAGCCGGCCAAAGUUGCAACUGCCUCCGAAGGUGUCUUCGAUUAUUGCCAAACAUUAAUUAUUUGCGCGCGAUUUGGCGCCCGCCUCCUUUUUUUUGUGAAAGGCUUGGGCUAGUAGUUCAAAUGUUUAUUUUUCUGCUCUCCCUGGUGUAUCUUUGAUUACUGACUACACAUGAAGAAGUUUAAGGUUAUAAAUAAAUUGAAUACAAACUCAUAUUAAAAAUUUCCAG
Molecule: messenger RNA, 2295 nt
Organism: Drosophila melanogaster (fruit fly)
Lineage: Eukaryota; Metazoa; Arthropoda; Insecta; Diptera; Drosophilidae
Gene: Ir67b
Product: ionotropic receptor 67b
Exons: 1
Coding region: 1-1725 (574 amino acids)
Biological process (GO): monoatomic ion transmembrane transport; detection of chemical stimulus involved in sensory perception
Cellular component (GO): plasma membrane
Source: RefSeq, marked reviewed